CUGUACUGUCGUCUAUACGGCAGCCUGUGCUCCAUUCAAACAGAAUCCAAAAACCCGCAGCAAAGCAAAUAGCAUAUAACAAUUUAUUGCGUUUACCAUCUACUUACAUUAAACGUAAUUAGUUGGUUACAGCAUCUCUCCUUGCCAGAUAAAAAUGGCCCAGAUUGAACUAUCUGUGUAUGUGAAAGCACCUUACCCAGAGUCUCCCGAGUGAAGUGCUGAAGGCGGAGCUGUAAUAUUCGGUUUCUCCAUCCUCAAAAAUGUGCGCUUUACCGCAAGAGGGUCGUAUCCAAUUACGUAGUCCUUCUCCGGAGGGAGACAUACGAGAAAAACCUCGUUUGCCACGAAUUCCCUCAACUGAAAUAAAGGAACGCUCGAUAGCUAUCUUUCUUUUCUCGAGUAUUGCAUGAAAUGUUUCUAUUUCAUCAAGGGAUUCUCCUUCAGUGGAAUCAGGAGCGUGAUAUGAUGAUUGCAUCACAAUCCGGCCGAACUGGCUUUUCUAAUCUUAAUCUCAAGAACGGUCGACAACACUGAGCCAAGAAGAAGCAGUUCAAUCAUGCCCUCAACACAGAAGAACCCUAUGGGCGUUGGUGAGUGAAGAAGGCAGGACAUCUCGCAGCCUUGAAGGAGGCUGGUGUUGUUGUCCUUGAACACAACUCGGAUCGUGUGUUUGGACUCCGCAGCAGUCUGCAGUUCACCUCUUGGUUCUAGAUGGAGGACUCUGUGUGUUUGUGAGCCUGACCCAACGUCCUGACGGGUGCAUUGUCUGAGGAAGAGUAAAUAUGUCCCUCUCUACGGUGCUGGCGAAGGCCCUGUUUGACAAUGCAGCAGAGAGCCCUGAGGAGCUGGCCUUCCGGAAGGGGGACAUCCUGAUGGUUCUAGAACAGYAGCAGGGAGGCGGUCCUGGCUGGUGGCUCUGCUCCCUCCACGGGCGCCAGGGCAUCGCCCCCGCCAACCGCCUCCGCCUCCUCCACACCYCCCCGGGGUCUGACCCCCGACCCCCCAGCCGCGCCCCCAGCGAAGACUCCGUGUACCUCUCCCCUGGCCCCCUGGCCCACACAGCAGUCUCCACGGAGGACAUAGMCAGCGUCUACCGCACCCCACCUAGCCUGGGGGAGGCCCUGUACCAGAGCCCAGGGGCGGUGCCUGUCGCCUCUAGACCAGAGGUCCUCCGACAGGCUGAGGUAGGGGGUCGCCCGCGCUCCCGCUCCAGCUCUGGCACACGCCCCCUACCCGAUUGGGACGGGGGGGUGACGGGGCGCCCGCGCUCGCCCUCACUCCGAGGCAGAGAUGCAGACUCAGCUGGGACUCUUUACCAGACCCCCUCCACCCCCACACUUCUUGGGCCCCAGCAACACAGAUCAGCAGGGGGUCUGACUGGAGCCCCUGGCCCAGAGAAUGUCUACCUGGCCCCCAGUGGGAUGCCCCGGGCUGUGGGUCUAGUUCCAGAGGGGCCAGAGGAUGACAACACCUACCUUGUCCCCAGGGAGACUGUAGUGGCUGCAGGCCACUCUGACGGCUGUUACCUGGUCCCCAGAGGUACCGUACUGCCCAGCGAGGAGUUCUACCAGACCCCCACAGGAUUGGCAGCAGGGGUGGCCGUGGCGACCCAGGUUACCCCCAUCGCUACCAGGAUCCUGGAGACUCAGAGCCUCACCCCUUCACAGGUCAACGGGGACAGGGGGGCCCCCCUCAAGCCCCUCACCCCUAGUUCCAAACUGGCACAGGACACCCCUGGGAUGAUGUACCAGACUCCCACCCAUGUGGGAGCAGGGAUUCUCAGGACUCCACCCGUCCCUGCACUGGGAUCCCCCAAACCUCAGCUGAAAGGCGUGACCCCCAAAACCACAGGAACCCCCAGAGGUCAGAGUGGUGUGCCCUCCACCGCUCCCAUCGCCAGGGGGAAGCUAGCUCCAGCUACCCCCGUCAGGGGGUCCCCCUUGCUGGCCAGACCAGGACAGGGACAAGGCAGAGUGCCCAGGUCACCAAACGUUGCCCGUAAGCCCCCUCCUCCAGCCCCUCCAGUGAGGGGGGUCACCAGAAAAGACUUGCCCCAGUCUGGAACCCCUGUGUCCACCUCUAAGCCGGCCCUCUCCACCCCCCAGUCGACUCCUGUACCCUUGCAGCAGGAGAGCAAAGAUAGGAGGAUGACGUCGGAUGAAAAGAAGACGAACGGGCAGAAUAAGAAAGGAGAGGGCAGGGAGUAUGCAGAUCCUGAUGACGAGAACCUCGACGAACAGGUGUAUGAUACUCCUCCCAGCAGUAGGUGGCAGCGGCCAGCCCCAGCAGCGCUGUGUGAUGACGAGAACAUCUACAACACCCCCCGCUCCCUCCCCCCACACACUGACCUAGAGUCAGAGGUGUACAAUGUUCCCACUAUAAUACUCAGCACGUCAUCAGACCCCCAGCAGCAGACCUACAACYUCCAAGCGUCUGUUACAACUGCUGAAUCAGAGGAGGACGUUUACAGCGUUCCCUCCCUUCCUGGCCUACCCCUGGCCCCGGGGGACAUGUCCACCAUCAACCCCCUGGAGGAGACGGAGCACGGCCAGGUCUACUCUGUCCCCGGCCCAGGGAAGAGAGCGCCGCUGGGUGAGGGCAGCGACUUGGGCUCCACCUCCGAGCCGGACUGUGGCAUCUACAACAUGCCUGCUCUCACCCUUGACGUCUUGCCCUCUUCGGCGAUGUCAACGUCGUCUUCCACACAUAGGUUAUCUGUAUCCAGUAAUGGGUCUGGUGAUAUCCAAUGGAGAACCUCACUUUCCAGCCUUGUCCAAUCGGUGCUGAGCACUGCCUCGGGUGCACCCGCCUCCUCAAGGGACCUGGCUACCUCAUUGGCUGAGAUCCUGUCCGUCUGGAAGUUGAGUCAACCCAGCGAGGUCCCUCCCUCUCUCCAACUGGCUUGGGCCCGCCUCUCAGAUCUACUUCCUGCUUUGUCUGCCGGUGGCCACGCCCCUCCGUCAGACACCCUGCUCUCUAUGGUCCAACGGGCGCUGGAGGACUCCACCAUCCUGUUACAGACCCAGGGGCGGCCCCGCCUCCCUUCCCAGGACUCCCUGUCCCGGAGACCCCUACCAGCCCUUCCCGUAGCGGAGAACAAACCCGUAGGGAAUGGUAUGGGACCACGCAAGAGUAGCUGGAUCCAGGAAAGGCCCUUACCCCCGACCCCGCAGCCAGCGUUCCCCCUGCCCCUCGCACAACCCUCCAUGACCAUGUCCAUCACAGUAGGGCAGAGCGAUGGAGAGGAAGAGAUGGGGAACGAGUACGCUGGGAUAGGUCUGACUCCUGCCCCGGCACCACUUCCUGUUGGAGACAGUGUGGGAUACGUGAAGCUGCAGGGAAAGCCAGAGCCUCCCUCAGAUGUCCAGACAGAGAAUGGGUCAAACCAGACUGUCCACACCACAGAGCCUAGGUUGAGCCCCUCCCCUCCUCUGCCCAUCUCUCUCUCUCUGGAGGACUCUGAGCUGCUGUCCUUCUACUCGUCUCAGAGCCUGUCCCACCUCUCCUGUCUGGCGGACUCCAUCGACGUGCUCUUCAACAGUGUGCAGGGGAACCAGCCUCCCCGCGUCUUCGUUUCCCGGGGGAAGAGUUUGAUCGUGACGGCGCACAAGCUGGUGUUCAUCGGGGACACGCUCUCCCGCCUCCUGACCUCUCCUGACCUCCGAGCAAAGGUCACAACCUCAGGGGGGCGUCUGUGUCAGGCCCUGAAGGCCGUCGUCGUGGCUACAAAGGGGGCAGCACAAAACUAUCCAUCGGUCUCUGCCACCCAGGAAAUGGUGGACCGCGUGGCAGAGCUGUCCCAGCAUGCCGCAGGAUUCUCCAGCCUGCUAAAGCGCCUCGCAGAGAUAUCUUGACAAUAUUUCUUCAACUUCUCUUCUUGAAAUGCCUUAGUUCAGGGUUUCCCAAGCUCAGUCCUCGGGACCCCAAGGGGUGCACGUUUUGGUUUUUACCCUAGCACUACACAGCUGAUUCA
Messenger RNA from Salvelinus sp. IW2-2015, 3973 nucleotides. Its product is annotated as breast cancer anti-estrogen resistance protein 1. Gene Ontology annotation, molecular function: protein binding. Gene Ontology annotation, cellular component: plasma membrane; cytoplasm. The record is from RefSeq and is a predicted model, not a curated record. Gene Ontology annotation, biological process: cell surface receptor protein tyrosine kinase signaling pathway; cell migration. Lineage: Eukaryota; Metazoa; Chordata; Actinopteri; Salmoniformes; Salmonidae.